Messenger RNA from Polistes dominula (European paper wasp), 1609 nucleotides. RefSeq names its product protein PAT1 homolog 1-like. The record is from RefSeq and is a predicted model, not a curated record. NCBI's taxonomy places the organism in Eukaryota, Metazoa, Arthropoda, Insecta, Hymenoptera, Vespidae.
UAAGAUCGGGAAGUGAAUCAGAACAUGUCAUUUUGUAAUUUUAAUUUCAACAAAUGGCAGACUCUUUUUUCGGUUUCGACAUUACGAUUUUAGAUGGUUUAGAAGAUGGCCUUGAUUGUCCUUUGGAAGAAGAAGAUUUUGGUGAGGAGGAAUAUGAUGCAUUGAACGAUGAAACUUUUGGUUCAGAAGCUACCAUUGGAGAUUGGGAACAAGAUCAUGAGAAACUUGCAGAAAUUGCAGAGUCUAGUAGGCCGCAGCAUAAAAGUGUUCCGGAUAAAAAGAAUGGUAUCAGUGUUAACAUCGAAGAUAGUUUAUCGCAUUUAGUAUUAGAUGAAAAAGAAGGAAUUGUACCUAAACCAGGUGUAUGGGAUAGUCCUAGUAUUAUACCAUUACCUAAACCUCUACCACCUCCUUCUUUAGCAACUACCUUAAAAAAUGUAUGUACAGUGGAAGAAUUGGAAAGAGGUCUUAUCGCUAAUAGACCUCCACCCGGUCUUAUAAAACCAACUCAAACUCAAAUACAACAACAAAAGACCGAUGGGUCAUUUAUUUUUGAUGCUUUGUCAGUAAAUGACAAACUUCAAAUCAAUGGCUUACCUCCCACUCGAUUUCCACCAGGAUUGAGCUUACCUGGCCCACAUCCCAUUAUGUUGCCGCCAAAUUUAAGAUUACCACAUUCACCACAAUACAUCCAACAUCCUAGAUUAUUAUCUAAUCAGCCUAAUAAUGUAAUGCGAUAUCCACUACCACAACAUGUUAUGCUACCGCUCGGAUUACAAAGGCAGCCAAUUCAUGGACCAUUUACAAGCAAUUUUCAUCAUCCGCCUCAUCCUAAUAUAGGACCUCCACUAUUUCUUCGUCAAGAUCAUCCAAUGAUGCCUCCGUUUCCAAAUCAAGUUGGUCAACAACAUUCAUUUCCACAUCCUGUAAAUCAAAGGAACCAAAAUAGAUUAUUUUAUUCCAAUGAACAAGCGAAUCAUCAGCCAUUUUUUAAGAAUAAUCAAUAUCCUCCUCGUAAUCAUGAUAGAAAUAAUCAAAGAUAUUAUCAUUAUCAACAUCAUAAUCAUCCUCAAGGAAUAAAUGGCGUUAAUAAUUCUGGAGAAUAUGACGAAUAUGCUAGUCUUAUGAGUAGUAGAGAAAAACAGUGGUUAAUCAAUAUUCAAUUGCUCCAGUUAAAUACGAAUCAACCAUACGUUGAUGAUUAUUAUUAUACGGUAUUUUGUGAUAGACAAAAUAAGCUAAAUGCUAAUCAAGAACAGAAAGAUAAAAAACAUAAUAACAAUAACGGAUUUCAAAAAGAAUCUAGAAAUCGCGAUCAACAACCUCAACAUGUUGCAUCAAAAGUUGUAUAUAUUCCAGCACAGUUUGAGAAUUCAUUAGGGAAGCUGCAAUUCAGUAGUGUUACAGCACCUCGUAAAAUUAUUGAUAUGGAUGUUGUUCCCAAUAGUGAUCCACAUUCAACUUUACAAUCUCAACAAAAAGAUACUAAAAAGAUGAGACAAUUGUUCCUUGAAAUUAAAAGGAUGUAUACAAUACUGUUAAAAAUUGAAGAUAUAAAUAAUCCUUUAGCUAUGCUUUCGGAACAACAGCAAUAAGAAAAUGAAACAGA